Messenger RNA from Papilio xuthus (Asian swallowtail), 3085 nucleotides. RefSeq names its product synaptic vesicle glycoprotein 2C. Gene Ontology annotation, biological process: transmembrane transport. Gene Ontology annotation, cellular component: membrane. Gene Ontology annotation, molecular function: transmembrane transporter activity. The coding region runs from base 324 to 2288 and encodes 654 amino acids. The transcript has 13 exons. The record is from RefSeq and is a predicted model, not a curated record. Lineage: Eukaryota; Metazoa; Arthropoda; Insecta; Lepidoptera; Papilionidae.
UCGUAUGUGAUUUGUUAUAAAAAGUUAUUAAAAAAAUAUUUUUGUAGUCUGUGUACGCUUCCACUUCCAAUUCCAUAACCAAUUAUCAAAUCGCAAAACUCGCUUUCUCGCUUUGUUUCCAUGUAUCCAUCGCCCACCGUGUUUUUAUGCGUUUGUUUAGUGUACUUUUAUAAGUGCAGUGAUUUUGUUUGCAGUGUUCGUAAUGUUAACAUUUUAUAUAUUAAGUGAAAUACGAUUUUUAUUUGUAAAUUAAAACAUGUUUCUUACAUCUGUAGUCAUAGUUAAGUGUUGCGAGUGCCCACCGGUGGAGUACCAUCCUCGCAAUGGCGGAAGAGCAGGCAUGCCUCGUGCGUGCGAGAUCUGACUCUGAAAGCUCCUCCAAACUUGGCAGCUUUGGAUCAAUUACCCGCACUAUGACUUAUACAGAGGAUAGACUGACCGGUGCUGAAGGUGCCGGUGAGCCUGGCAAUGUGUCUGUGCCCACAGCCAGCCCCCCAGAGCAAGUACCAGAUGGCAAUGAGAGUGGAGAGCUCUUAGACUAUAAUGAUUCUAGUGUGUUAGAACAAUUCCAUGAAGAUGCCUUGCGACAGGCGGGCUGUGGUCUAUCGCAAGCACGGGUGUUACUUGCCGUAACACUGGCUAUAGCGGGUGCAUCCCUUGAGCUAGCUGCCAUACCUUUUGUGCUGCCCUCAGCUGAAAUUGAACUCUGUAUACUGCCACAUGAAAAGAAUUGGCUUGUACUAAUCAGCCUGGUGGGCGGCUCGCUGGGCGCGGUGGGGUGGGGUGCUCUGGGUGAGCGGCUGGGGCGGCGCCGCACUUUGCUGUCGUGUCUCGCGGUUAAUGCGGUGUUUGCAGCCAUUGCUGCUUUCAUGCCCACCUACGGCACCUUCAUGAUGGCCAGAUUCUGUUCAUCAAUCGGCUCUGGUGGCACGGCGUCCGUGGGCUACACUUACUGCGGCGAGUGGUGCGCGCGCGCACGCCGGCGCCGCGCACUAGCACUGUUGGCUGCAGGAGCCGGCGCCGGCGCCCUGCUCGCGGCUGCGCUUGCGCACGCUGUACUGCCUGACACCGGCGCGGAUGCACUCAGAGAGAAUAAGGAGCACUUUAGUGCCUGGCAUAGAUACCUUCUUUUAUGCACGUUGCCAAUACUUGCGUCGUUAGUGAGUCUGAUCUGGACGCAGGAGUCGCCGCGGUACUUGCUCGACGUCGGUCGGGAAGUUGAUGCUAUGAUGGUCUAUCAGAGCAUACACAGCAGCAACCAGUUCCGCGUGUGCGGCAAGGCGGAGGUGGCGGCGGGUGCGGGAGACGCGGAGUACCGGCUGGGCGAGCUGGCGCUGCCCGGCAAGCGGCGCCCGCCCGCGCUGCACCAUGUGCGACAUAGUGUUAAAAUGUUCUGGCAGGCAUUUUUUCAACUAUUUUCAAGUCCCUACAGAAGUACUACAGUCUCGUUAGGAGGGAUAUUACUCUUUAGUAUGGCUAUACAGUAUUACUUGUCAUCGUACGUGCCGGCAACAGUGGUGUCAGCGGAGAACGAGCAAUUCGAAGCGGCAAAACGUUGGAUAACGAACGAGUCGUUCGUCAACGAGCAUUACAACGAGACGUUGGAGAACGCACAGUUCGUGGGCGUGGCUUUCCGCGACUGCAGCUUCCGUGACAUGAUCGUCUCCCACGUCACCUUCCAAAACUGCACCUUUACUAAUGUAUCCUUCUCCAAUAUCAUGUCUUCCUUUACAAUGUUUAAGGAUUCCGUCUUUAUUAAUAGCAGUAUAAUCGACACGGACAUGGAGGUGGGGCGCGAGCUGUCCGAAUGUGUACUGUCGGGGAGUGUAGUGCGCGGUAUCCGCGGCGGCUGCGCGCGACACGCAGACCUGCGCUCGCACCUCGCCGGCCUGCGCGCCGAACAAGCGCACGCCGCCCGCGCCGCACUCGCCGGCGCCGCGCUAGCACUACUGCCCCACCCCACCACCGUACGACCAACCGUUAUCCUGUGCGCGGCGUGCAUAGUUGUGUCCCCCUCUAUCUACUUCACACGUGACGAGACGGUGUUGUACAUCAUAGAGGCGGUGUACAGAUUGCUAGUUACACUUAUAUUCUACAAUGUCGGACUAGAUGUCGUGGAUUCCUACCCUGCUAAUUUAAGAUGUACAGCGCACGGUCUAAUACUGUCAGUGGCGUACAUGGGCGGGGCGAUAGUGAAGGGCGCGGGCGAGGCGUGCGCUUCACUCAGCACUCUGCUCUGCGCCCUGCUGGCCCUCGCCGCCACCGCACUCUCACUCUACAAGCGAUAGGUACACAGGUAUUGAAGUUGUCUAAUAUCUUGGCGGCUCGAAACAUCGUACGAGUAACUGCUCAGAACACAAUUUUAGUUAUUAAAAGGAUGCGGGUGAUGGCAGCGCGCAGCUCUUCAGCCGCCAGGAUAUUUGAAUCAGCUUAUACAGUCAGUCGUUCAAAGUGUUUCACAUACAGAAAAUAACUCUGCUCUUUCUUACACAAUUAAUUUGAUUUGUACAAAAAAAACUACUGCUAUGAAGAUAGAGCACCGACAGCAAACCUCACUGUACUUUAUGAGUUCAUUGUAGGAAGACAAUUUUACCUCAGAACUCCACUAAGAGACGAAAAUAUCUAUCAAUACAAGUUUCACUAAUCGACACACAUAUAUAAUGAAAAAUAUAUCUUGGUUAAGAAAUAUUUUGGAGUGUUCGUAAAGUACAGGACGAAGUCACAGGCGGCAGCUAGUAGUAUAAACAAUAUUGAUCUGAAGGCUGCUUUAGAUACGUGGUACAUGAACAGCGUUCCACCGUAUUACUCGCGAUGAUGCGAUUGCGAGACUUGGCUAGAAUCAUUCUUUUAUGGAAAAUAAUAAAUGAACUUGAAAUUAGUAAUAUGUUAAUGCAUUCCUAAAAUCUAUUUUUUAAAAGGUACAACAAUUAGGCAAAUAGGACUAAAACAUCCGCACGCCAUUGCUAAUAAACCUAUUUCUACUACCAAAUAUCAAAAUCAACAAGUCUACUAAAACUAUAAAAAUGUAUCAAAGUAAUGAAAAAAUGGGUUAAGUAAAAAAAAAUCAUCAUCAUCAUUCAUCCGA